AUGAAGCUGUUCGUGCUGUCUGCGCUGGUGGCUGUCGUCUCGGCCGGCGGAUAUAGCCGUCCGCUCGCAGGAGGACGUCUUGGAGGUCAGGUCGGAGCUCUCCAGGGCUCCCUCGGACACGGUCUUGGAGGAGCCUACGGGCCAGGAAACUCCCUGGACUACUACGCAGUGCCCGACUACAACACCGGCUACUCCGUGAAGGACGCCUACUCGGGCGUGGACAUCGACUCAAAGGAGAACCGUCUCGGUGAUCGCACCGAGGGCUCGUACUCUACGCUGCUUCCCGACGGCCGCAGGCAGAUCGUCACCUACUGGGUGGACGGCAACUCGGGCUACAACGCCAGGGUGACCUACGAGGGCGUGGCGCACCAUCCGCAGACCACGCCCCUCGGCUAUGGGCGGUCCGCCGCAGGGCUGGGCUCACUUGCUCUGGGCGCCUCUGGCGGUUCUGACUACGGAGUUGGAGGCGGUGCGGCCUUUGGUGGUGGCUCCGGACUGGGUUUGGGCGGUGCUCUCGGUGCCGGUUACCGAGGGUCGGGUGUGGUGUACCGCAGUGCCGCCGGCAGGGGCUACGGCGGACUCUGAUCAGUGUUGAAGGACAUGGGAGUGGAACGCGAAUAUUUUGUGGUCAUGUAAAUGACGCUUAGGUAUUUAGAGAUGUACAAAUAUACGUGAGACAUAA
Messenger RNA from Amphibalanus amphitrite, 682 nucleotides. RefSeq names its product pro-resilin-like. The record is from RefSeq and is a predicted model, not a curated record. Gene Ontology annotation, cellular component: extracellular matrix. Lineage: Eukaryota; Metazoa; Arthropoda; Thecostraca; Balanomorpha; Balanidae. The transcript is spliced from 2 exons. Bases 1 to 585 code for a protein of 194 amino acids.